Molecule: messenger RNA, 1158 nt
Organism: Onthophagus taurus
Lineage: Eukaryota; Metazoa; Arthropoda; Insecta; Coleoptera; Scarabaeidae
Product: single-strand selective monofunctional uracil DNA glycosylase-like
Biological process (GO): base-excision repair
Molecular function (GO): oxidized pyrimidine nucleobase lesion DNA N-glycosylase activity; single-strand selective uracil DNA N-glycosylase activity
Source: RefSeq, a predicted model, not a curated record
UUUUUUAAUAGCAGAUGUAAAUUUUAAUUACAUGUUCCGUUGGUUCCUCUUUACAAUAAUAGAUGGCGCAUUAGUUUUGAAAACAUUCUAAAUUAUUUUUAAAUAUUUUUGUUAAUUUUAUAGUUAAUAACAAAAUGGAGAUGGUUCUUCAAUGCUUUAUAGUUUUCUAGAUAAUAAGUGUAUAUAUAUAUUUAAUCUAUGAUAAUAAUAGAUAAGAUAAUUGUCUAUAAGUUGCCCAAAAAGAUUAAACUUUUAAGUGCAGUAAAAGGCACGCUUUAAAAAAGUUAAGAAAGAAAUUAAAACUAUCCCCAGUAAAAGAACCAGAUAAAUCAACCACAAACGAAGAUAAAAAUCCACAUUUAAUGGAAGCCAACGACGAGAAUAUUCCAAAAAUUUUUUUAAAAUAUGAAGACCAAUUAUCCAAGGAAUUAAACAACCUAACAUUUAGUUCUCCUGCACACUACAUUUACAAUCCAUUAGAAUAUGCAUGGAAACCACAUUCAACUUUCGUAAAAACUUAUUGUAAAGGUACCAAGGAUGUAUUAUUUUUAGGGAUUAAUCCAGGUCCGUGGGGUAUGUGCCAAACUGGUAUCCCUUUUGGUGAAGUUAAUAUAUCAAAGGAAUGGUUAAAAAUGAACGGGGAAGUGGAAAAACCUAAAGAUGAGUGUCCCAAGAAACAAAUUAAAGGAUUUGAAUGCCAUCGAAGUGAGCAAAGCGGAAAAAGAUUUUACGGAUUUUUUAAGAAUUUAUGUAGAACUCCAGAAGUCCUUUUUAAAAAUGCUUUUGUAUACAAUUUUUGUCCCUUGGCUUUUAUGGAAAAGGAAGAAGAAGGAAAAAGAUGUGCUAAUAUUACACCAGACAAACUGAAAGGACAAAUAAAAAAAGAUCUUGAGAAUAUUUGUGCUAAAACCUUGGUCAAGAUCUUAAAAUUACUAGAUGUUAAGAUUAUUGUUGCUGUGGGAAGAUACACUGAAAAACAAGCCGUUAAGAUCAUUCAGGAGUUCCAAUUAGAUAUUGAAGUUAUUUAUAUGCGACAUCCAAGCCGGAUGGCUGGUCGGAAUUGGUCGAAAACGGCACAAAAUGUUUUGGAUACAACUGAUUUAAAACAAUAUUUUAGUAAUAAUAAUUAAGUGUUUAUGUAUAAAACUUUUAAAUUAA